This is a messenger RNA of Symbiodinium sp. CCMP2592, 1647 nucleotides long. Lineage: Eukaryota; Dinophyceae; Suessiales; Symbiodiniaceae. The record is from the annotation of a GenBank genome assembly.
AUGCAGCUGAUGGAGCAGAUGUUCUCCUACUGGGAGUCCGGUGAAAAUCCUUACUUGUUGCCGACCACAGAUGGAGAUGAAAGCAAGUCGUACUCGAUUCGAGCACUGACCUUUCAGGUCCUGAGCGAUGCGACCAACCAAGACAAGCUUCGUAGCUGCUUGCGAAUCUUUGCGCCGGCUCGUGCAUGGAUGGGGCAAGUGGUGAAGGACCUUCAGGGCAACACAACGGCCUCUGUGAAACAUUGUCUGGCUUUGGCGACAGGUGCGAGAGUGCAGCACCUUGUGAGGGAGACCAUUACUUCAGCAACAUCAUGGGCCACACUGGAAGCCAUCAAUGCCUCCAAUCCAAGCUUGGAUGCUGGGGCACAGGAGACCAUGCAAAUGCACGUGACCUUGACUUGCUCUUGGCUUGGAUCCAUGUAUGAGUUGAGCGACCAUUUCAAAUGCUUUCCAUGGAAAUCAAUCCUGGCAUGCCACGAGCGCAGAUUCGUGCAGCUUUUGGAGGCAAUGCGAGUCGAGGUCGCAUUCGUUCGACGCCUCGACGAUUUGAACCGUCGAGGCGAUCUCUACAAGAAGAUGUCUUUCACCAGGUGGCAAACGUUUCGAGAGCUUCUUGUGGAGGCAGAAUCCAUCAAGUAUGAUGCCGAUCACCCGGAUGCCGCUCAUGUCCGAGAAAUCUUUCUUUCUUGCUCAGGUUUGAGCUUGAACAAUGUGGAAGCGAGCACAUUGUGCUCGCUCGCAUGCGAACUGACGUUUAAUGACUUGAGAGAUGCAGAAAGGCGGAGUCAGAAGCAGGAGAUCCGGACUCCUCCAGCAGUGGCAUGCUCUGCCAUCAAAUCCUCCUGGGGCAGAAGCCCCCUCGAAAAGAUCGAGCUCCAAGCUCGUGAUUGGUCAGACAAGGAAACACCGAGGCUUUUGAAAGCUUCCGUGUUGGCGAACCAUCGCCAGAACGACCGUGAUUUGGGUGUCCCAAUGAGCGAAUUGACAAAUCAGCAGUUCUGCGCUCACAUCACCAAGCCACACAUCCUGCAGCAGAGGCUUCGGCUGUACUGUGUGCUCCUAGCAGAGUUCGAGGCUGACCGUGAGAUCGACCUGGAGCAGUUGUGCUCCCGGUCAUGGCCGUGUCGCAUGCUCUGUCCCUGCACCUUGUGGCGCUUGAGUGAACAGGACGAUGCCGAAACCAGGUUGGUUCUGCAAGCAGGACCCCACACGGUCCGCUAUGCAGUGGUGGAGAAUGUUUUGCACAACGAUACCAUUCACUACCGGCUCUCGGCAUGCAGGACCCACAUUCAGGAGACCUUGAGAUUCGACGGUGUCACAGGGCAGCUGUCGCUAGCAGUGGGUGUUGCUUCCGAGCAACAUGGGCUCUUGCUGCAAGCAGAAGCCUGGCUGCCUCCUGUCAGGUACCUUCUCUCACACUCCAUCCUGAAGGUCCCAGCUGGUUUCAUCGUGCAGUUCUGUCAACUACAUGGCCUGGGAGGUGGGAAAGCAACCCACCGUGAUCGAGUACAGCGCCUCUUGGAACACGAGAACUACCCGCAGGAAUACAUCGAUGAGAUCUUGGAGCAGUUGCCCGAGCCCCGUCCACGCAGAGCUCGUGCCGCUGCAGAUGGCCGUGAUGCCACCCAGACAAUGAUUUUUCCAUGA